AUUGAAUACAUUCUCCGCCAGAAGACGAGUUGCAAAGUCUGCUCUCAAACACUAUUUCAGAUAUUUUUGAGCGUUUGUACGAGAAUUCUGACCACUAAUACACAUAUCCAUGGCUUAUAUGGACGAGCGCUACCACCAGUGCCGCCAUUUGAAGUGUGGACUCUCUCUGCCUAACAGCGCUCUACUCUACGGAAAGGAUACGAUGCCUCUACUAAAGGAUAGCCAACCAGUGCUACAACCGGCAGGAGAGGAUGUCGUGUCGCCCUGUGCUCAUUGUCUCACGGGAACCAACAUUCGCGUGGAUGGUCUGUAUGUAUACCAAGCGCUGGUCAUCUAA
Oppiella nova is the source of this 337-nucleotide messenger RNA. The record is from the annotation of a GenBank genome assembly. Lineage: Eukaryota; Metazoa; Arthropoda; Arachnida; Sarcoptiformes; Oppiidae.